Babesia microti strain RI is the source of this 729-nucleotide messenger RNA. RefSeq names its product 20S proteasome subunit alpha 4. The record is from RefSeq and is a predicted model, not a curated record. Gene Ontology annotation, biological process: ubiquitin-dependent protein catabolic process. Gene Ontology annotation, cellular component: proteasome core complex, alpha-subunit complex; proteasome core complex; nucleus. Lineage: Eukaryota; Apicomplexa; Aconoidasida; Piroplasmida; Babesiidae. The transcript is spliced from 6 exons. The coding region runs from base 1 to 729 and encodes 242 amino acids.
AUGAGUUACGACCGUGCUAUUACCAUCUUCAGCCCAGAUGGGCAUCUACUGCAAGUAGAGUAUGCCAUCGAGGCCGUUAGACGCGGUGGUUGUAUCGUUGGAGUCACGGGGAAAGAUGUAAUAGUGUUGGCUGCAGAAAAAAAAGUGUCAAAUAAGCUACAAAACAACCAUACAGCAAAAAAAAUCCUUCAAAUCGAUGAUAAUUUGGCUCUCUCCUUUGCCGGUUUAAAUGCAGAUGCAAGAGUGUUAGCUAACAAAGCAAGACUCGAAUGUCAGAGAUAUAGAUUGAAUAUGGAAGAUCCGGCAUCUGUUGAUUAUAUAUCAAAGCAUAUAGCUAGACUUCAACAAUCAUAUACGCACAAGGGAGGAGUAAGACCCUUUGGAAUUUCAACAUUGGUAGUUGGAUUCCAAAUCAAUGGUGAUCCAGGCUUAUAUCAAACUGAGCCUGCAGGUAUAUUUUCGGCGUGGAAAUCAAAAGCCGUAGGUAAAAAUUCAAAGACGGUUCAGGAAUAUUUGGAAAAAAAUUACACUGAAAACUUAACAGAAGAAGCGGCAACAUUGCUAGCUAUAAAAGCACUGUUUGAGGUGGUGGAGGUAAAUACCAAAAAUAUCGAAGUAGCAGUUAUGAGAAGAUCGGGACUAAUGCACUUGGACGAUGAUUCACUUUCCAUUUUCAUAAAUCAAAUUGAAAGUGAAAUUAAGCAAUCUACUGAUGCUCCUAAAAAUUAA